AUGGCAACUUGCAAAUACAGUUUCAAUGCUCUGCGGCGAGCAUCAUCAUCAUCAGCUGCUGUUGCGUCGACUGUGAAUCAAAGAAGUGUUCCUCAAACGAAAACAGGUCAAUUUGGAGUUCCACAACGGAUAAAUUUGCCAAAAGAAAGUAUCAAUGUAACGAAAUUACCCAAUGGAUUGGUUGUGGCUUCCAUGGAAAAUAAUUCACCAAUUUUUCGUGUUGCAGCUGUUGUUGAUGCCGGAGCGAAAUAUGAACCAUAUGAAAGCCGUGGCGUUACAACACUUCUUCGAGUUUUUUCGAAUUUGAGCACGAAAUAUGUUAGUCGACUUGGCUUAACAAAAAAUUUAGAACGUUUAGGUGCAAAUUUCAAAUGUGUACAAACACGAGAACAAAUGAUUUACUCAGUUGAAGGUCUCCGAAGUGAAUUAACACAUGGAGCUCAAUUUUUGGUUCCUGUUGUUUGUUAUCCAAUGUUUAAACCCUAUGAAAUUCAUGAUGAACAUGAUCGAGUUGAACUUGAUCAUAAACUUUACUUACAAUCACCUGAAUUACAAUUAAAUGAUUUACUACAUGAAGCAGCGUUCAAAGGUGGUUUAAGUCGAUCAUUAUCAGUUAGUCCCGAUAUGAUGAAAAAAUUGUCACAUAGACAAAUGUAUGCGUUUCAUUCGCAUUAUUAUACUCCAGAACGAAUAUCUUUAGUUGGAACUGGUUGUAAUCAUCAAACACUAGUUCAAUUAGCGGAUAAAUUUCGUUUUUCGCCACUUGAUUGUGUUUAUACACCAGGUUUUGGGAAUCUUAAAUUAAUUGAUUCCGAACCUGAACCAUCGAAAUAUAAAGGAGGAGAACUUCGACAUGAUACUCAAUCAAGUUUAGUUCAUAUUGCAUUAGCUUGUGAAGGAGUUAGUUCCAAGGAUGAAAAGGGCAUUUUAACAAGUUCAUUAUUAAAUGAAGCUAUGGGAACAGGUCCAAAUAUAAAAUGGUCAGCAGGAUCCAAUCGACUUCAACGUGCAGCACAAGCUGUUACUGAUGCACCUUGUUUAGCUUCAUCAUUCAAUCUUAAUUAUAACGAAUCAGGUUUAUUUGGCGCUCAUAUCAUGUGUAAUAAAAAUGAUGCAAAUAAAGUUACUAAGGCAGUUUGGAACGAAUUCAGUAAAGUUUUAAAAAAUGGUAUUAGCAAAGAAGAAUUUAAUCUUGCCAAGAAGAAACUUCAAGUAAAUCUUCAAAUGACAGCUGAACAAUCUUCAGAUGUUUUUUCAAAAAUGUUAACUCGACCUGAUGUUAGUGAUCGAUUAACUGAUGUUCAAUUGGUUGUUUCACAAUUGGAACAAGGUGAUUUCUCAAAUGAUUCAAUAAAUCAAUUUGCAAAGAAAAUGUUAAGUGGAAAACAACCAACAUUAGUUUCACUUGGAAAUCUUAAUUCAAUGCCAUAUCUUGAUGAUUUACGAGCAUAA
Rotaria socialis is the source of this 1452-nucleotide messenger RNA. The record is from the annotation of a GenBank genome assembly. Lineage: Eukaryota; Metazoa; Rotifera; Eurotatoria; Philodinida; Philodinidae.